Molecule: messenger RNA, 1485 nt
Organism: Eruca vesicaria subsp. sativa (arugula)
Lineage: Eukaryota; Viridiplantae; Streptophyta; Magnoliopsida; Brassicales; Brassicaceae
Source: the annotation of a GenBank genome assembly
AUGGGCAAAAACGAUUUCCUAACCCCGAAGGCGAUUGCGAAUCGCAUGAAAGCGAAAGGCCUCCAGAAGCUCCGAUGGUACUGCCAGAUGUGCCAGAAACAGUGCCGCGACGAGAACGGAUUCAAAUGCCACUGCAUGAGCGAAUCUCACCAGCGCCAGAUGCAGGUCUUCGGCCAGAACCAGCGUCGCGUCCUCCAAGGCUACUCCGAGGAGUUCGAGAAGACCUUCCUCGAUCUCAUGCGGCGGAGCCACAGGUUCUCUCGCAUCGCGGCGACCGUGGUUUACAACGAGUAUAUCAACGAUAGGCAUCAUGUUCACAUGAAUUCGACGGAGUGGGCGACGUUGACGGAGUUUAUUAAGUAUUUGGGGAAGACUGGCAAGUGUAAGGUUGAGGAGACUCCUAAGGGUUGGUUUAUUACUUAUAUUGAUAGAGAUUCCGAGACUAUUUUCAAGGAGAGGUUGAAGAAUAAGAGGGUUAAGAGUGAUUUAGCUGAGGAGGAGAAGCAGGAGAGGGAGAUUAAGAAACAGAUUGAUAGAGCUAAGGAAGGUGAAGGUAGUGGUAAAGAUGAUGGUGAUGAGAAGAAGAAAGGUGAAGACUUUGGGGGUUUGAAGAGUGGUGUUGUCAAGGUUGGGUUUUCACUUGGUGGAGGGGUUAAACCGGUUGUUACUACUACGGGUGAGAGCUCGAAGCGUGUGUUUGAGGAGGAAGAGAAGAAUGAGAGAGAGGAGAGGAAGAGGGUGAAAGGUGGAGACUUGGAGAGGAGGUCUGCUUUGGAUGAGUUGAUGAAGGAGGAAGAGAGGAAGAAGGAGAGGAUGAAUCGUAAGCCUUAUUGGUUGUUUCAAGGGAUUGUUGUGAAGGUGAUGAGUAAAGCUCUGGCGGAUAAAGGGUAUUAUAAGCAGAAGGGUGUUGUGAGGAAAGUUAUUGAUAACUAUGUUGGCGAGAUUGAGAUGAUUGAUUCUAAGCAUGUGUUGAGGGUUGACCAGGAGGAGCUUGAGACUGUGAUUCCGCAGAUUGGUGGGUUGGUGAAGAUUGUGAAUGGGGCGUAUAGAGGCUCAAAUGCUAGGUUGUUGGGUGUGGAUACAGAGAAGUUCUGUGCGAAAGUGCAGAUUGAGAAAGGUGUAUAUGAAGGAAGAGUCAUCAAGUCCAUUGAGUACGAAGACAUAUGCAAACUUGCUUAGUUUUUACAUCUUUUAGACGAGUAUAUCAGCUAAAUCUCUGGUGAACGUUGUUGCAUUGCAUCUCAGAGGGUUGAAGAUUAUGGGUGUGACGUAUUAUAAUUCUUGAUGGAUCGUGUUAUGACCAAGGUAUUGCAGAUAGAUAGAGAUUCUGUUUCAUGGCAUGAUGUUGACUGGAUUGUCUUUGACUUUCAUUGGUUUACUCAAUGUUGUUUGUACGUGUGACUACUGUACUAUCUCUAAGAAACCCUGUGAUGUUUUGAUUGUGCUUUCACAAACAAAGCUCGAAUUAUAUAGUUGACUUCUGAG